GAUAACUUUCGCUUUUUUCCUUCCACCACCAUCACCAUCACCAUCACCCACCAUUCUUGUAUAUGAGACCACGCAAUCGAGAUGCCGCAGAUACAUUCGGUCUUUUCAGAGAUUCCUCCGACGAGGACAGACGUGACGCCGGAGGAAAGCUCCACCGGAAAAAGCCGCCGAUUAGGAUCAUGCUCGGACGGUGGCGGAAAUGGGCGGUGCUUGUGGCGGCGAUCUGGAUUCAGGCGUCGACGGGGACGAACUUCGAUUUCGCGGCGUACUCGUCGGAUUUGAAAUCCGUUCUAGGGCUUUCGCAGGUCCGGUUGAACUACCUAGCUGUGGCGUCGGAUCUGGGGAAGGCUUUCGGGUGGUCGUCGGGGCUUGCGGUGGCGAAUUUCCCGCUCUCCGCCAUUCUUUUCGCGGCGGCGACUAUGGGGUUCGUCGGUUAUGGCGUUCAGUGGCUCGUCGUCACCAAUUCCAUCACUUUGCCUUAUUUGCUGGUUUUUCUGUGCUGCUUGUUAGCUGGAUUAAGCAUCUGCUGGUUCAACACUGUAUGUUUCAUCCUCUGCAUUCGCCACUUCCCGAACCACCGUCCCCUCGCCUUGUCUCUCACCGUGAGCUUUAAUGGCGUCAGUGCAGCCCUAUACUCGCUCGCUUUCAAUGCUGUCAACCCGUCUUCCCCAAUUAUCUACCUUCUUCUCAACUCUUUCAUUCCCCUUAUCGUCUCGAUCAUUUCCCUUCCUCCGGUUCUCGCUAAACCGUCUUCGGACACAUCUCAGGACAGCGAAACCUGUCAACAAGAUUCCCGUGUGUUUGUUGUUUUGAAUGUCUUAGCCGUCUUGACCAGCUUUUACCUUCUUGUGUCCAAUUCCAGUGCCUAUUUCGCUGAAUCAGCUCGUUUGCAUUUUCUCGGAGCAAUCUUCCUUCUGGUUUUCCCCUUGUGUGCUCCUCUUCUCGUUUAUGCUCGGGAUUACUUUCUUCCUUCCAUUAACUACCGGUUCCACAUUGACAACUCUGGUUAUGUUAUGCUUAACAUGGACGAGCUUAAGAUCGAUAAAGGGUUUGUUCCCCACGAAACCAGGUACGAAAGCACAGUUGGCAAUGCUCCAACUAACUGGAAUGCAAGUCAGAAGAAUUUGAAAGAAGGGAAUGACAUGGUGAGGCUUGGGGAUGAACAUUCAUUUGGAUUACUCAUACGAAGAAUCGAGUUUUGGUUGUAUUAUGCUGCGUAUUUCUGUGGAGGAACUAUCGGCCUCGUUUACAGCAAUAACUUGGGUCAGAUUGCUCAGUCUUUGGGACAAAGCUCUAAUGCUACGACCCUUGUCACGAUUUACUCAUCCUUCUCCUUCUUCGGGCGAUUGCUCUCAGCCGCACCAGAUUUUACCCGCAAAAAAUUUCGUCUAACGAGAACUGGCUGGUUCACCAUCGCACUCUUGCCAACCCCGAUAGCGUUCUUCCUGCUGGCUUCAUCAUCCGGGCAAGAAAUGGCAGUACAAACGGCAACUGCCCUAAUCGGUCUGAGCUCGGGAUUCAUAUUCGCGGCUGCAGUCUCCAUCACAUCUGAACUCUUCGGACCCAACAGUGUAGGCCUCAACCACAACAUUCUCAUCACAAAUAUACCCAUCGGUUCCCUCGUAUACGGAUACCUAUCCGCCUCUGUCUACGAAGCCAAUGCAAGACCCAAAAUCAGACAGGUAAUUUCGGAUUCGGUCGUUUGCUUAGGAAGACAAUGCUACUUCAAAACGUUUGUCUUGUGGGGAUGUUUUUCCGUUCUCGGGCUCGUCUCAAGUCUGCUGCUUUGCAUCAGAACCCGAUCGGUUUAUCGCCGAAUCGAACAGUUCCGGGUUUCGACUGCAUCUUUGUAACGAUUUAGAUGGAUCGGAUAACUCGAAUUUGCGAUAGGAAACAAGUUACCCAUGUUGGGAAAUGAGUUGCCUUGAAAGUGAUGUAAAUGUAUAGUCUAUAGACAAAGCUUCAAUGGUUUUCGGUGGAAUAGAAUGGACAGAUACUGUAAAGCAAACUGGAUUAGUUUGUCAUAUGUCCGAAGCUCAGAACUUUCUCUUUUUUUUUUUU
Molecule: messenger RNA, 2061 nt
Organism: Tarenaya hassleriana
Lineage: Eukaryota; Viridiplantae; Streptophyta; Magnoliopsida; Brassicales; Cleomaceae
Product: protein NUCLEAR FUSION DEFECTIVE 4
Exons: 3
Coding region: 63-1853 (596 amino acids)
Cellular component (GO): membrane
Source: RefSeq, a predicted model, not a curated record